Plectropomus leopardus (leopard coralgrouper) is the source of this 1244-nucleotide messenger RNA. It is a transcript of the gene rgs4, whose product is annotated as regulator of G protein signaling 4. Lineage: Eukaryota; Metazoa; Chordata; Actinopteri; Perciformes; Serranidae. The record is from RefSeq and is a predicted model, not a curated record.
CAAAGUCUGCUGCAAGCAAACAGCAAACACACUGUUGCUUCCCGGCGCUCUCAUCCUUUGCAAAAAAAGCACUUACUUUGGAUCUGUAACGGUCAUCAUGUGUAGAGGACUUGCAACACUUCCUGCGACAUGUUUGAAAAGUGCCAAAGACAUCAAGCAUAAAAUAAGCUUCUUACUCCAGAAGCCUGAACCCCAGGCAGCAGAUCAGAAGCAGAUAAAAGAGAAGACUGAUGCUGUCGCUGCUGCUGCAAAGAUGCCCACUCCAGCUGAGGUGGAGAAAUGGAAGGAAUCUUUCAGCAAUGUGAUCAACAGUCAAAAGGGUCGUACGGUUUUCGGCAGCUUCCUGAAGUCAGAGUUCAGUGAGGAGAACUUGGACUUCUGGAUUGCCUGCGAAGACUACAAGAAGUCUACACCAUCAGAGAUGGUGACUAAAGCCAAGAGGCUCUACCAGCAACAUGUUGAGGCCGAUGCUCCGAAUGAGGUGAACUUAGAUGCGGCGACGAGAGAGGAAACGAGGCAGAAUGUCAAGAACGCCUGCCCGUCCUGCUUCAAUGAGGCACAGAAGAUGAUCUACACCUUGAUGGAGAAAGACUCCUACAGACGCUUCCUCAAUUCCAAACUGAUCCAGGAUCUGUGCCAGACACAGUCUACUGAUGCUGAGAAGAAAAACUGUGACUGCACAAAGAAAAAGCAGACGUUAACUGGCGGUGCCUAAACAAUGUGGAAGACUAGAAAAAGGUGCCAAAGACUGAAAAUAUAGAUUAUAGAAUAGAGAAAACAAUUGUUUAAAAGUUGGCUUUAAGGUUAAAGUGACAUAUGGUUAAGAGGUUUUUUUUGUUGUUUUUUUCAUAAAACUUUUACUUCUCCUUAAUUCCUGGAAGUCUUUGGUCAUAGCACAUGCUUGAAAGAACUGCCAUAUGUGCAUAUACAUACAAAUUAUUUGAAUUUUUCCAAUUUUUGCAUUUAUCAUGAGCUGUCAUGUAAUUUUCAAAAUCACAAAGGCUGAUAUCGACUAAUUAGAUUGAUCAUGUUUCAACUUAAAAUCAAACAACCCUACUGCCGGUGGACAUUUGUUUUAUCUGAGCAAUAACGAUGCAAACUUGUUAAAAAAGUUAAAGUGAUAUAUCAUUUUCUUUCUGGGAAUGACCCAACCUAACCAUCUGAAACACGAGCAAAUUUAAUUUCUUUCAAAAGCAUUGGGAAAAAAAGCAAUGGCCAGCUCCCAUAAAUUGAGUAAAAGGUGA